This is a messenger RNA of Neoarthrinium moseri, 969 nucleotides long. RefSeq lists its product as uncharacterized. The record is from RefSeq and is a predicted model, not a curated record. Lineage: Eukaryota; Fungi; Ascomycota; Sordariomycetes; Amphisphaeriales; Apiosporaceae. Bases 1 to 969 code for a protein of 322 amino acids. Gene Ontology annotation, molecular function: magnesium ion binding; ribose phosphate diphosphokinase activity. Gene Ontology annotation, cellular component: ribose phosphate diphosphokinase complex; cytoplasm. The transcript is spliced from 4 exons. Gene Ontology annotation, biological process: purine nucleotide biosynthetic process; ribonucleoside monophosphate biosynthetic process; 5-phosphoribose 1-diphosphate biosynthetic process.
AUGGGCGACAUGGCAAAUGAGAUCAAGCUGCUCUCGGGCAACAGCCAUCCGAGCCUGGCCAAGGCCGUGGCCGAUCGGCUCGGGAUCGAGAUCGCAAAGACCAUGUCCUUGAACUACUCGAACCAGGAGACGUCAGUUACCGUCGGUGAAUCAGUGCGAGACGAGGACGUCUUCAUCCUGCAGUCCACGGCGCCCAACAACAUCAACGACGGCGUCAUGGAGCUGCUGAUCAUGAUCCACGCCUGCCGCACCGCCAGCGCCCGCCGCAUCACGGCCGUCAUCCCCAACUUCCCCUACGCCCGCCAGGACAAGAAGGACAAGAGCAGAGCCCCCAUCUCGGCCAAGCUCAUGGCCAACAUGCUGGUCACGGCCGGCUGCAACCACGUCAUCACCAUGGACCUGCACGCCAGCCAGAUCCAGGGCUUCUUCAACGUCCCCGUCGACAACCUGUACGCCGAGCCCAGCGUGCUGAGGUGGAUCAGAGAGAACUUUACCGAUGAGGACAUCGUCAUUGUCAGUCCCGACGCAGGUGGUGCCAAGAGAGCAACCUCGAUAGCCGACCGUCUGGACCGCGGCUUCGCCCUGAUCCACAAGGAGCGCCCGCGCCCCAACGUCGUGGGCCGCAUGGUGCUGGUGGGCGACGUGAAGGACAAGGUGGCCAUCCUGGUGGACGACAUGGCCGACACGUGCGGCACGCUGGCCAAGGCGGCCCAGGUGCUGCAGGACAACGGCGCCAAGGAGGUCGUGGCCAUCGUCACGCACGGCAUCCUCAGCGGCGACGCCAUCAACAUCCUCAACAACAGCUGCCUCAGCCGCAUCGUCGUCACCAACACGGUGCCCCUCGGCGACAAGCAGGACCAGUGCAAGAAGCUGCGCGUCAUCGACGUCUCGCCCACCAUCGCCGAGGCCAUCCGAAGGACGCACAACGGCGAGAGUGUUAGUUUCUUGUUCACGCACGCGCCCGUCUAG